CAUAGGAAUUAGAAGCUUUUGGCUUUAUUGAGACGUACACAUUUAUUUUUACUUUUUUUACGAUUUAUAAAAACGUCGCCAUGACUACGCUAGUUUUAUCACAAAUCCAGAGUGGUAAUUUCAUAUACUAUAUAACGUAACAUUGUUAAUGGACCAAUUGAAGCAUUGUUGAAAUCCAUGCUGCUAGUAAAAGGUACAAGUAAAGUAUCAAAUUCAAAAAUAUUUGUUAAUACUGUUAUCUGAAGAAGAAGAAGACAUCAAAGUAUCACUGAUGGCUGAUAUAGAACAUGAGUCCAGUCUUGACCUGGGCAAUGUAAUAAAACAUGAGAAGAAAGAAAGUCUUAAUGAAAUAUGUUUGAUAACACAGUCAUGUGAACUACAAGACAUGAAAUUGUCACAUGUAAAAAUUGAAAAGACUGAAGGAGAUGUAACUUCUUCUAUGCAGCCAUUUGAAAACUACAGCCAUGAUCAAACUUGUAAUGUGACCCCAUGGUAUCAGGCAGAUGAUGUUCUAAAGCAGGAGAUAAAAAUGUCUUGUACUUCUGAAACUUAUGAACCAUUGUCCUUAGCAUCAAGACUACUGGCUAUGUCAAAAAAGGCAGACAGAAACUUUUAUCCAGUGCCCAUCAUUUUGCCGAACUUAAAAGUAACUGAACACAUAUCUGUCGCAGAACUGUCAUCAAUGAGUGAGAUAAAAAUCACAAAGCAAGACAAAGAAAUGACUUCAACAAAUGUAUUUGUAAAGGAUAUGAAUGAUCAUAUGGAACAAAGCCUACCCAAUGAAACUGUUUCAGAUAAGACCAAGAAUUCUACGUGCACUGAUAAUCAUCAAAUAAAUAAACUUUUUACUUGUCAAAUUUCUCAAAAAAGGUUUUCUAGCUCUAAAAUAUUACAAAAUCAUGAGUUGAUUCAUGCUGGUGAAAAAACAAAUAAAUGUCAAAUAUGUCAGAAAGAAUAUUUUCAUUCUUCCAAUUUGAAACGACACCAAGAGACUCAUACUGGUGAAAAACCAUUUAAAUGUCAAAUAUGUCAGAAAGAAUAUUUUCAUUCUUCUAAUUUGAAACAACACCAACAGACUCAUACUGGUGAAAAACCAUUUAAAUGUCAAAUAUGUCAGAAAGAAUAUUUUCAUUCUUCCAAUUUGAAACGACACCAAGAGACUCAUACUGGUGAAAAACCAUUUAAAUGUCAAAUAUGUGAGAAAGAAUAUUUUCAUUCUUCCAAUUUGAAACGACACCAACAGACUCAUACUGGUGAAAAACCAUUUAAAUGUCAAAUAUGUCAGAAAGGAUUUACUCAGUCUUUUAAUUUUAAAUUCCACCAACGGAUUCAUACUGGUGAAAAAACAUUUAAAUGUCAAAUAUGUGAGAAAGAAUAUUUUUAUUUUUCUAGUUUGAAACAACACCAACAGACUCAUACUGGUGAAAAAACAUUUAAAUGUCAAAUAUGUCAGAAAGGAUUUUCUCAGUCUCAAAGUUUGAAACUACACCAAUUGACUCAUACUGGUGAAAAACCAUUUAAAUGUCCAAUAUGUCAGAAAGGAUUUUUCCGUUCUAGUAGUUUGAAGAAACACCAACUGACUCAUAAUGGUGAAAAACCAUUUAAAUGUCCAAUAUGUCAGAAAGGAUUUUCUCAGUCUCAAAGUUUGAAACUCCACCAACUGACUCAUACUGGUGAAAAGCCAUUUAAAUGUCCAAUAUGUCAGAAAGGAUUUUGUUAUUCUAGUAAUUUGAAACAACACCAACUGACUCAUACUGGUGAAAAAACAUUUAAAUGUCAAAUAUGUCAGAAAGUAUUUUCUCAGUCUGGUCUUUUGAAACUACACCAACUGACUCAUACUGCUGAAAAACUAUUUAAAUGUCCAAUAUGUCAGAAAGGAUUUUAUAAGCCUAUUCAUUUGAAAAAACACCAACUUACUCAUAAUGGUGAAAAACCAUUUAAAUGUCCAAUAUGUCAGAAAGGAUUUUCUCAGUCUCAUAGUUUGAAACUCCACCAACUGUCUCAUACUGGUGAACAGCCAUUUAAAUGUCCAAUAUGUCAGAAAAGAUUUUAUCAGUCUAGUCAUUUCAAACAACACCAACUGACUCAUACUGGUGAAAAACCAUUUAAAUGUUUAAUAUGUCAGAAAGGAUUUUCUCAGUCUUCUAGUUUGAAUUUCCACCAACUGACUCAUACUGGUGAAAAGCCAUUUAAAUGUCCAAUAUGUCAGAAAGGAUUUUAUAAGCCUAGUCAUUUGAAAAAACACCAACUGACUCAUACUGGUGAAAAACCAUUUAAAUGUUUAAUAUGUCAGAAAGGAUUUUCUCAUUCUAGUUAUUUGAAGAAACACCAACUGACUCAUACUGGUGAACAGCCAUUUAAAUGUCCAAUAUGUCAGAAAGGAUUUUAUCAGUCUAGUAAUUUGAAACAACACCAACUGACUCAUACUGGUGAAAAACCAUUUAAAUGUUUAAUAUGUCAGAAAGGAUUUUCUCAGUCUUCUAGUUUGAAACUCCACCAACUGACUCAUACUGGUGAAAAGCCAUUUAAAUGUCCAAUAUGUCAGAAAGGAUUUUAUAAGCCUAGUCAUUUGAAAAAACACCAGCUGACUCAUACUGGUGAAAAACCAUUUAAAUGUCCAAUAUGUCAGAAAGGAUUUUCUCAUUCUAGUUAUUUGAAGAAACACCAACUGACUCAUAAUGGUGAAAAGCCAUUUAAAUGUCCAAUAUGUCAGAAAGGAUUUUCUCAGUCUCAUCAUUUGAUACAACACCAAGUAGUUCAUUCUGGUGAAAAACCAUUUAAAUGUGACACAUGUGGAAAAGGAUUAUCUAAUUCUUCAUCUUUAAAAAAACACCAACAGUUUCAUUCUGGUGAAAAUCCAUGUAAAUGUUACACAUGUGGAAAAGAAUUAUCUAGUUCUUCAUCUUUAAAUAAACACCAACUGAUUCAUUCUGGUGAAAAACUAUUUAAAUGUCAAAUAUGUCAGAAAGGAUUUACUAACUCUACUCAUUUGAAACAACACCAACUGAUUCAUACUGGCGAAAAACGGUUUAAAUGUUUAAUGUGUCAGAAAGGAUAUGCACUUUUAUAUAAUUUGAAAGUCCACCUACAGAGUCAUACUGGUGAAAAACCAUUUAAAUGUGACUCAUGUGGAAAAGUAUUCUCUUUUGCUUCAUAUUUGAAAAAACACUGCUUGGUUCAUUAAAAUGAUUUUGGGCUUUGAGAAAUCUACCUCCACCACUAGGUAUGAAAUCACAAAAGCGGGUGAUUGGACUAUUGUCCUAUUAUUCAAAAUGGAUCCCAAAUUUUUCCAGCAAGAUCCCUUUAUUAGUAAACAAAACCUUUCCUCCCCCUGAACAAGUUAAAGAAGCUUUUUAGGCUUUGUCUUUAAGCACUGAUUUAAUCUAAUUUAUAAAUAUGUUUAUUUAGAAUGGUUUUUUUUUUUGAUAUAUUGGAUAUGUUAUUAAAGUUCCCCCUCCUCUUUUUAUACUUGAAGAGAAAUGAAAUAAUAUAUUAUAAAACGGAGUUGUAUUUAGUCAAAUAGUUUCUUCUUGAUGUAACGGAUAUCAAUAUUAUCCUGUUCAUAUUGCAUAUGUAAUGAUCAAAGGCCAAAGUGUGGUGGAAGUAGAACAAAAUCUUAUGAGUGAUGAGAAUGAUUAGAUUACUUUUUGAUCACGCCUCUGAUAACUUUCCUUUUGAUGGCCAUCUCUCAAGAUAUCUUUACUUGUAAAUUGUUCUUUCUUGAUUAUGAGUGUCAUUUCAAACCCAGAUGUAAUGUUUUAUUUAUUCUAAUAAACGCUGACUUCAAGAAAUAUGCAACAAUGGCCAAGAACUUACAAAGAAUGUUGUAAAGCAAUACGAAUCUAUGGAUCGUCUUCUGUACCUUCUAUCAAUAGUCAAUCUUAUUGAUUUUAAUUAACCUGCAAAAAAAAAAUGUUUUUUUACAUUAUCUCUAUAUCUAUAGAUGUUACAUUUGUAUAUAUUUUAAUGACAUUUUAUUCUAUUUUUAUUUAAUGAGUCAUUUUUGUUGUCAUAUAAAUGAAAAUAAAUAUAUGAAAUAUUGUUAA
This is a messenger RNA of Biomphalaria glabrata, 4046 nucleotides long. Its product is annotated as zinc finger protein 493-like. Gene Ontology annotation, biological process: regulation of transcription by RNA polymerase II. The transcript has 4 exons. NCBI's taxonomy places the organism in Eukaryota, Metazoa, Mollusca, Gastropoda, Planorbidae. Bases 272 to 3184 code for a protein of 970 amino acids. Gene Ontology annotation, molecular function: RNA polymerase II cis-regulatory region sequence-specific DNA binding; DNA-binding transcription factor activity, RNA polymerase II-specific. The record is from RefSeq and is a predicted model, not a curated record.